GAGAGUGAGUCAGAGAGAGGAAGAGAGAGAGAGAUGCAGCAGCUCAGCGUCUCUCACUGACUUCCUCAGAGUUUGGACUCGGAGAGGACAGAGUGCACAUCUCCAGAUUGUCUCCUGCCCGAGAGUGUGUAUCGCAUGCGUGCGUGUGCGUCUGUGAGUCUAAAGCUAUGGCAAGUGCACAGCCGGGGGUCCACGCUUUGAAACUUCAACCUCCCUCCGUCUCUCACACCCUGAGGACCGGCAGUAACUUCAUUAAAUGGGACGAGGACCUCUCCACUGUUACACCAGUAACUCUGUGUGUGGACCCACAUGGGUUUUACCUGUACUGGACUGACCAAAACAAGGAAACAGAGUUGCUGGAACUGACCCUCAUAAAAGAUGUGAGGACAGGCCGAAACACCAAAACACCCAAGGAGGCCAAACUGAGGGAGCUGCUGGAUGUAGGCAACCUGGUUGGACGCCUCGAGAACCGCAUGGUCACUGUGGUUACGGCCUUAGACCUGGUAAACAUCAACCAGCUGAAUUUCAUCGCUACACAAGAGGACGAGGCCAAGCUGUGGUGCGAGGCACUCUUUUCUCUGUCUUCCAAUCUGCUGAGUCACAAUCUCAGCAGGGACCAGAGUCUGCUCAAAAUGUAUGUCAGACUGACCCUCCAGCCAAACACUGAGGGAAGAAUCCCUGUCAAAAAUAUCGUACGGUUGUUUUCGUCGGACAGGAAGAAAGUGGAGAACGCUCUGGAGAACUGCAAGCUGCCCUACGGACGGGUAAACACCAUACACCAUGAGCACCGUAUUUUUACUUUGGUUUGUUGCUAAACUCCUAAUGGAGAUGAUGUUAUGCAUAUGUAUGAUGAAUAGAUUUUAGUGAUUGAUGCGUGAAGGUAAUGGUCACAUAUUUUAUGUUUAUAAUACAGGAGGUCCUCGGUUUACGACGACCUUGACCUAUGGCGUUUCGUCAUUAUGUCGCCACACCCCUUACGUAUACAUUAAGAAAGUAAUGUUUUGGCUUUGUUUAGAUUCAGUAGUGAUAUGUUCUUCGUUAUGACUCACAAUCAUAAGUGAGUCUUCC
Molecule: messenger RNA, 1068 nt
Organism: Cynoglossus semilaevis (tongue sole)
Lineage: Eukaryota; Metazoa; Chordata; Actinopteri; Pleuronectiformes; Cynoglossidae
Product: 1-phosphatidylinositol 4,5-bisphosphate phosphodiesterase beta-1-like
Exons: 7
Coding region: 168-815 (215 amino acids)
Biological process (GO): memory; phosphatidylinositol metabolic process; G protein-coupled receptor signaling pathway
Cellular component (GO): nuclear speck; cytoplasm
Molecular function (GO): calmodulin binding; phosphatidylinositol-4,5-bisphosphate phospholipase C activity
Source: RefSeq, a predicted model, not a curated record